UAAUGAAUCAAGUUGUUUGGACUUUAACCUGUGACCAAAAUUAAACAAGAAUUUGUCCUUUAAUAAUAAAAGCGCGCGCGCCUUAUAUAAACAAAAACAACGCUGUUGCGAUUUAGUUUGGUUCAGUGUAAAAGGAUGCACAUUCGGUCAUCUUUAUGCGAUUACGUUAAAAGAUGUCGUACGAUAAUUUACCGCUCGUCACGAAAAUGCUUACGGCAGGCGUGUCCGCGUCGUUCGCCGAUUUCAUGACGUUUCCCUUGGACACCGCCAAGGUGCGACUGCAGAUACAAGGAGAGGCGAAGGCGGUCUUACAAAAUGGAUCGGUUUCAGUAUUACGCACCCAGCAGCAGGGGCUUCUUUCGAUAAUCGUCGGGAUGGUUCGGACUGAGGGUAGCAGGAGCCUGUACAAGGGACUUUCGGCCGGGCUACAACGACAGAUGUGCUUCGCGUCAGUUCGAAUUGGUUUCUAUGACAACUUCAAACAGUUCUACACGCGGUUGUUUAGCGGCGAGAAUGCAACCGGUUUAAACGUAGGCGCUCGAAUCGCAGCCGGCCUGACCACCGGUGGACUCGCCGUGUGCAUGGCCCAGCCGACGGACGUGGUUAAAGUGCGCAUGCAGGCCGCGAAGAAGGUGCGCUACACGUCGACGCUCCAAGCCUACCGGCAGAUAGGUAAAAAUGAGGGCGUCCGGGGUCUAUGGAAGGGUACGUUGCCGAAUAUCGGUCGCAAUGCGAUCGUGAACGUCUCCGAGAUCGUCUGCUACGACCUCAUCAAGGACACGAUCAUCUACUACGGCCUGAUGAAAGAUGGCGUCCCUCUACAUUUAACCUCCGGGCUCGUGGCAGGUUUUUGUACGACUGUCGUCGCCUCCCCCAUCGACGUCGUCAAGACGCGCUACAUGAACUCGCCGAGCGGUCAGUACAGUAGCGCCGUCGAUUGCGCGAUACGAAUGGGAAUGCAGGAGGGCGCAAAGGCAUUUUACAAGGGAUUCGUUCCGUCGUUUUGCCGACUGGUCAGUUGGAACGUGGUGAUGUGGGUCACGUAUGAACAGGCGAAGAUUUUUGCCGGCAAACACUUUUAGUCACUUAUAAUAAGUUAUUGUUUCCUAUUUAUAUAUUUAAUUAAACAUUUUAUUGUUAA
Photinus pyralis (common eastern firefly) is the source of this 1141-nucleotide messenger RNA. Its product is annotated as mitochondrial uncoupling protein 2-like. Gene Ontology annotation, cellular component: mitochondrial membrane. Lineage: Eukaryota; Metazoa; Arthropoda; Insecta; Coleoptera; Lampyridae. Gene Ontology annotation, molecular function: oxidative phosphorylation uncoupler activity. Gene Ontology annotation, biological process: mitochondrial transmembrane transport; mitochondrial transport; adaptive thermogenesis. The transcript has 6 exons. The record is from RefSeq and is a predicted model, not a curated record. Bases 174 to 1082 code for a protein of 302 amino acids.